Molecule: messenger RNA, 5895 nt
Organism: Ostrinia nubilalis (European corn borer)
Lineage: Eukaryota; Metazoa; Arthropoda; Insecta; Lepidoptera; Crambidae
Gene: ATPCL
Product: ATP-citrate synthase
Exons: 26
Coding region: 225-3476 (1083 amino acids)
Biological process (GO): fatty acid biosynthetic process; acetyl-CoA biosynthetic process; tricarboxylic acid cycle
Cellular component (GO): cytosol
Molecular function (GO): ATP citrate synthase activity
Source: RefSeq, a predicted model, not a curated record
AUCGUGCGCGCGCGCAUGUUUUCCGCGCCACCGUAUCAGUAGGUCGCCGGCAGCCCGAGAGAGCGGACGCGUCGCUCCACUUCCCGCGUUCUUAGUGAUAACCGCGCGUGAUAUCUCAUACACCGAACAUUAUCAGUGCAGAAUAAAUUCGCAGUACGCUGCAAUAGCUGCCCAAAAAUACAAUCAAGUUCAUAUGACGCGAGGUCACAACAACUAAACACAAGAUGUCGUCCAAAGCCAUAUACGAGGGUACCGGCAAAGAACUCAUUAACAGACACAUAGCAUCGGGCACGGCGCUGGUACCAUGCCGGUUCGCGACAUUCGAACAGAACACCGUCUGGGAAGAUGAGCUGGGCAAGAACCCGUGGCUCUCCAAAGAGCAACUAGUAGUAAAGCCGGACCAGCUCAUAAAGCGUCGCGGCAAGCUCGGUCUGGUCGGCGUGAACAAGACAGCGUCCGAAGUCAGACGAUGGCUGGGCGAGCACAUGAACAAGGCACAACAAGUCGGCGCGGCCACGGGCAAGCUGCGGCAUUUCAUAGUGGAGCCGUUCGUGCGGCACGAGCCGAACGAAGAGAUGUACCUCUGCAUCCAGUCAGGAAGGCGCUCCGAUACCAUCCUGUUCCACCACCAGGGUGGAGUCGACGUUGGUGACGUAGACGCCCUGGCUAUCAGGCUUGAGAUCCCCGUUGACACUUUUCCAUCUGGAGAGGACAUCGAACGCACUCUGCUGAAGAACGUCAAAGCCGCCAACAUCAAGAGGAUAUUAACAACUUUCAUCGUGUCCCUCUACCGUGUGUACGUGGACCUACACUUUACGUACAUGGAAAUCAACCCCAUCGUCGUGACCAACGAACGUAUCUAUUUGUUGGACUUGGCCGCCAAGCUGGACCAGACGGCGGAUUUCAUCUGCGCCAAGAGCUGGGGCGAGGUGGUGUUCCCGCCGCCCUUCGGCCGCGACGCCUACCCAGAGGAGGCGCACAUCGCCGACUUGGAUGCUAAAAGUGGCGCCAGCUUGAAGCUAACCAUCCUAAACAAGUCCGGCCGUAUCUGGACUAUGGUAGCCGGGGGCGGAGCCUCUGUGGUCUACACCGAUACCAUCUGCGAGCUCGGAGGCGCCGCCGAACUGGCCAACUAUGGAGAAUACUCCGGAGCACCUACUGAAGGCCAGACAGCUGACUACGCGAAGACCAUCUUCAGUCUGAUGUGCAGAGAGAAACAUCCUAACGGCAAGGUCCUGAUCAUCGGAGGAGGUAUAGCCAACUUUACAAACGUGGCCGACACUUUCCGCGGCAUUAUCACCGCCAUCGAGACCUACAAGGACGCGUUGGUGCAGUACAACGUCACCAUCUUCGUGAGGAGGGGCGGGCCCAACUACCAGGAGGGACUGAGACAAAUGCGUGAAGUAGGCCACCGCCUGCGCAUCCCUCUAUACGUGUUCGGGCCAGAAGCCAACAUGACCGCCAUUGUGGGUUUGGCGCUUGGCCACACCCCCAUUCCUAAAGAGCACCAGCUAGACUACGCCCCUAAACAGCUGCCCAAGCCGCAGACACCCAACCGACCUGGGAUGCAUAGUCCUUGUGAUCUCGACCUGGUGUGUUCGACCGCCCCCACCAGAACCGACCUGGGAGUCGGAAUCCCCACCGCCAAACCACUGUUCAGCGACCGGACCAAAGCCAUCAUCUGGGGCAUGCAGAACCGCGCGAUACAGGGCAUGCUGGACUUCGACUACAUUUGCCGGCGAGCGGAGCCUUCCGUAGUGGCCAUAGUGUACCCGUUCACAGCUGACCACAAACAAAAGUACUACUUCGGGAACAAGGAGGUGUUUAUACCGGUGUUUUCUGACAUGGACGUGGCCAUGAGGAAGCAUCAAGAAGCAUCAGUACUAGUCAACUUCGCUUCGCUUCGGUCUGCCUACGACAGCACUAUGCAGGCCAUGCAACACCCACAAAUCAACACGGUGGUGAUCAUCGCCGAGGGAAUUCCUGAGAACAUGACCAGAAAGAUCAUCAAGGUCGCCGACGCGAGAGGGGUAAACAUCAUAGGCCCCGCCACAGUAGGUGGUAUCAAACCUGGCUGCUUCAAGAUCGGAAACACCGCUGGAAUGAUUGACAACAUUGUUGACAGCAAGCUGUAUCGCGCUGGCAGUGUGGCGUACGUGUCCCGUUCAGGAGGCAUGAGCAACGAACUCAAUAACAUCCUGUCCAAACACGCCGACGGUGUCUGUGAAGGUGUGGCCAUCGGCGGAGACAGAUACCCGGGCUCCACGUUCAUUGACCACCUGCUCAGAUUCGAAGCGGACCCGAACGUAAAAAUGCUGGUUCUCUUGGGCGAAGUGGGUGGAGUCGAGGAAUACCACGUGUGCAAGGCCAUCCGCGACGGACUCAUCAAGAAGCCCAUGGUCGCCUGGUGCAUAGGAACUUGCUCAGACAUGUUCACAUCGGAGGUCCAAUUCGGACACGCGGGUUCGAUCGCGGGCUCAGCUCUCGAGAAGGCAGUCGCCAAGAAUGCUGGCUUCAAGGCUUACGGGGUCACCGUGCCUGAUUCGUUUGACAGCUUGGGAGACGCGGUUCACAAGGUGUACCAAAAACUGGUGGAUGCGGGCAAGAUCAUCGUGAAGGAGGAGGUGGAACCACCUAAGGUGCCAAUGGACUACGACUGGGCGAGGAAACUCGGCCUCAUCCGCAAGCCAGCGGCGUUCAUAAGCACCAUCUGCGACGAGCGCGGCCAGGAGCUAAGCUACUGCGGCGUGCCCAUCACGCAGGUGCUGGAACGACAACUGGGUGUUGGAGGCACCAUCAGUCUUCUCUGGUUCCAACGCGAGCUCCCAGAAUGGGCUUGCAAGUUCUUUGAGCUGGUGCUCAUCGUGACCGCGGACCACGGGCCGGCCGUGUCCGGCGCACACAACACCAUGGUCACCGCGCGCGCUGGGAAGGACCUGAUUUCGUCCGUCGUGUCCGGUCUACUGACCAUUGGCGACCGUUUCGGAGGUGCUUUAGACCGGGCGGCGCUAGACUUCUGUGCGGCUUACGACCGCGGCAUCCAUCCGCAAGAGUUCGUCAACGAGAAGCGAGCUAAAGGAGAGCUCAUCAUGGGCAUUGGACACAGAGUGAAAUCAAUAAACAACCCAGACUCCCGUGUGCGCGAGCUCAAAGCGUACGUCACAUCCCGCUGGCCGUCAUGGCCUGUCACUCGCUAUGCGUUGGAUGUGGAAGCGAUCACUACCAGAAAGAAGCCGAAUCUUAUCCUGAACGUGGAUGGAAUAGUCGCCGCUGCUAUGGUCGAUCUGCUACGUCACGCGCAGCUGUUCACGCAGGAGGAAGGCAACAACUACAUCCAAAUGGGCUCAAUCAACGCCCUAUUCGUGCUGGGCCGUACCAUCGGCCUGGUGGGUCACUACCUUGACCAGAAGAGGAUGAAACAGCCUCUGUACCGCCACCCGUGGGACGAUAUCACCUAUAUGUCCCCCCUGCAUUAGGUAACUAAGAAAAAAGGUACACACAUAAGAACAAGGAAAAGGCAAGUGUGGGUAUAUCUUGAUUACUGCACGCUGUUCAAGUCUUUUUCAAAUCAUUCAGUUCUUAGGCUCCUUCCAGGGCGUUUAUACACGUCCUGAAUAUAGCUUGAGCCUUUUAAAAAUCUAAUCAAAUAAUUUAUUCAGUAAUGUCACUGUCACUACUGUCACUGUCACUAAUGUCACUGUUAAUAUAGCUUGAGCCUUUUUCAAAUCAUAUCAAAUAAAAUUUACACAGUACUUAGGCCCUACCAGGGUGCUUAUACACGUCCCAAAUAUAGCUUGUCUUACCACCUUACUUAGAUACUUUAAUAGUGGAUACCGUAGUCAAUUGACAUACUGUCAAAGCUGUCAAAACGCAACUCCCAAAUUUUGUAUGGCAAAUGUCAUCGGAUUGCGAACUCAAUUCACUGAAGGUCUUAAUUUUGAAGCUAUUAAAAAUCUAAUUGUACCGUUUCAAAUACACAUACUGAGGAUAUACUUAAUUUUUGAGGACGUUACAAAAUUUUUUUUUUUUUUGUUUUUAAUUCAAAAUAUAAGUCUUUAAAAAACAGCGUGUAGGAAUCACAUUUCAAAUCGGAUUGAAGCAAAGUCGCGCGCUAAGAUUAGUCAUUGUAUGCAGGCUUCUAAAUCCGUACAUAGGUUAAGUGGCGAUGGACAGAUGUCUAAAUUGGGGCAGCAUGUUUAUUCAGACAUUUUAAAAGCCUUAAUUUAAAUUUUGAGUCUUUUUCCAAUCGUUAUUUGAUGAUUUGAGUCUUUUUCAGGUCGUUAUUUGAAAAUUUGAAUCUUUCAACUCGUUGUUUGAAAAUUUGAGUCUUUUUCAAAUCGUUAUUUAAAAAUCUGCGUCUUUUUCAAAUCAUUAUUUUUAAAAUCUGAGUCCUUUUCAAUGUUAGUAGUAUGACGUUUAAAUUGCUAGGAAAAGUAACCAAAGACUUUGGACACAUGAAAAAUAGAUUAUCAGUUUGAAAUAUAAACCAUACAACAUUAUAAAGGUCAACGAAUCUAAAGCUUGAAUCGUGAAAUUAAACGUCAAAUCUUGAGUUAAAUUCAUCCAUUUUGGGACUUCAUUUUAUACACGAGUCAGCUUUCAAAAUACGUACAGUCAGCGUCAAAUAGUUCGUGACUCCCAAAGUAGCCAAAAAGAUCGCAACACGUCUUUGUUACAAAUGGAAUAAGGUUGUGUUGUCAACUUUUUGGCCACUUUGGGUGUCACCAACUAUUUGACGCUGACUGUAUCUUAGAACGUGACCCAAUAUAUAGAAUUUUAUUUAAUGAAUAGAAUACAAUGGUUUCUAAUUUAGUUAAAGGUAGAUUUACAUUGUUGGGGGUAUUACGCGGGGCGUGUCUUGUAUGAGACCGCGAACGGCCCGCGCAAACUGUGUACAGUGUGAACACACCUUUAACAGUAAAAUAAUAAUAUGCAUAAUAAAUGUGUUUUUGACACUUGUAGCAUUCUGUACACUAUAUUCGCUAAAUUACUUGAAAAAAUAAAAUCAAUCUAUAAAUUGCGAAAUGAAGGCAAGCGCUUGCUUCAUACUUCAUACCAACCAAGAAAAUUUUAAUAUUAAUUCCCUAAAGAUAACAUGGUGUGAAAAAUUAUAAAAUAAAUUACAAUCUCACACUUAUCAAAAGCCUUGCUUAGUAGUGCGAGAUUGUUUAAAUAAUUUGAAAUAUUUCACACUGCGUUUAUAUAAUUAUCGUUUUUGUUAAUAUCCCUAAAAAACGUUGACAUAACGUGACGUCACAAUUCUAAGUUCUUUUAUUUUUAAGCUGAAGCUGCGAAAGGAAGAUGAAUGCAUGUGAGUCGUAACAAAAUAUUGAGUCUCUUUAGUUAAACUACAUACAUGUGAUGUCAUAGAACUUAAGGGUAAUUAUAAUCUGUAGGUUUACUUUCCCGCGGUUUCUAAACGUCAAAUUGCUGUCAAACGUCAAAUGAUGUGCUCGAUUGUCAAAUUGGACGUAUUUUUUGACAGGAGAAAUGUAAUUGACGUUUAAAAAUCGUGUUCUAUUUUUGUCCAAGGGCGUUAAGGACAAUUUUAUGGUUUUAUUUUUUAGUUAUUCUAAUAUGGGCACUUCUGCGGUACAAUACACAAGUGGGAUUGGCAUUAAAAAUUAACAACUACUUUGACGACAAUUUAACAGCUUUUUCGCUGCUGUCAUUCGUUCAUGACACAUGUCAAUUAAUGACAGUAGUGUCAUUGUCAGUUACAAAUAAUUUAAAGUUUUUAAAGUUAUUCUCAUUGCUUGAAUAAUAAAGGAAUUCUUCGUAUCUUAUUGCAGAAGAUUAAAAUAUAGUUUAAUCGUAAUUAUUAUAAAAUGGGGUUAGUUAAGGUUUAAUAUUAGGUGGAGGCUUUUUUCUGUGACGUCACUUAUGUCAUUCAAC